GCCCGGCCCCAAGAUGAUGAAGAGGCAGCUGCAUCGCAUGCGGCAGCUGGCCCACACGGGCAGCCUGGGGCGCACCCCGGAGACUGCUGAGUUCCUGGGGGAGGACCUGCUGCAGGUGGAGCAGCGGCUGGAGCCGGCCAAGCGAGCAGCCCACAAUGUCCACAAGCGGCUACAGGCCUGUCUGCAGGGCCAGAGCGGGGCGGACAUGGACAAGCGGGUGAAAAAGCUGCCCCUCAUGGCUCUGUCCACCACCAUGGCCGAGAGCUUCAAGGAGCUGGACCCCGACUCCAGCAUGGGGAAGGCCUUAGAGAUGAGCUGUGUCAUCCAGAACCAGCUGGCCUGCAUCGUGGCCGAGUUUGAGAUGACCCUGGAGAAGGACGUCCUGCAGCCACUCAGCAGGCUGAGUGAGGAAGAGCUGCCCGCCAUCCUUAAGCACAAGAAGAGCCUGCAGAAGCUGGUGUCAGACUGGAACGCCCUCAAGAGCAGGCUUGGUCAGGCAGCCAAGAGCUCAGGUGGCGGUCAGGGCCUCGGAGGCGGACCGGGCAGUUACACCUCCACGGCCAACAAGAUGGAGACGCUGAAGGAGGAGGAGGAAGAGCUGAAGAGGAAGGUGGAGCAGUGCAAGGAUGAGUACUUGGCCGACCUGUACCACUUUGCCACCAAGGAGGACACCUACGCCAACUAUUUCAUCCACAUCCUGGAGAUCCAGGCUGAGUACCAUCGCAAGUCCCUGAGCUCACUGGACACAGCCCUGGCCGAGCUGAGGGAGAACCACAGCCAGUCAGACCCCUCCCCCUCGAUGACGGCCGCCCCCUUCUCCAGGGUGUAUGGGGUGUCGCUGGGGACCCACCUGCAGGAGCUGGGCCGGGACAUCGCCCUGCCCAUCGAGGCCUGCGUCAUGAUGCUGCUUUCUGAGGGCAUGAAGGAAGAGGGCCUCUUCCGCCUGGCCCCCGGGGCCUCCGUGCUGAAGCGUCUGAAGCAGACGAUGGCGCAGGACCCCAGCAGCCUGGAGGAGUUCUGCUCUGACCACCACGCUGUCGCAGGUGCCCUCAAGUCCUAUCUGAGGGAGCUGCCUGAGCCCCUGAUGACCUUUGAACUCUACGAUGAUUGGAUGAAGGCAGCCAGCCUGAAGGAGCCGGGAGCCCGGCUGGAGGGCCUCCGAGAGGUGUGCAGAUGCCUGCCCCGUGAGAACCUCAACAACCUCAGGUACCUGAUGAAGUUCCUGGCCCGCCUGGCCGAGGAGCAGGAGGUGAACAAGAUGACUCCCAGCAACAUCGCCAUCGUCCUGGGGCCCAACUUGCUGUGGCCGCCGGAGAAAGAAGGGGACCAGGCUCAGCUGGAUGCAGCCUCCGUGUCUUCUAUCCAGGUCGUAGGCGUGGUGGAGGCUCUCAUACAGAAUGCAGACACCCUCUUCCCAGAAGACAUUAACUUCAACAUGUCAGGCCUGUUCUCAGGCCUUGACCUCCAAGACAAGCUGGGCAACAGGCCAGCCUCUGAGGAGCUUCCAGCCUCUGCUGUGUCCACUCCGGCCACCACCCCAGCUCUGGUUCCAGCCACAGCCCCAGUCCCAGCCCCGGCCUCGGUCGCUACCAAGGAAAGGGCAGAGUCCGAGGCACCCCCCAGACCAGCCUCCCCCAAAGUCAGCAGGAACGCCCCAGAAGCAGCUGCCCCAGCAGAGGAUGUCACUCGGAAAGUCAAGCGCCAAGCCCCGGCCCGGCCGACCAUGCUGCCCCCUCAAGUAGCCAGCACCCGCUCCUCCCCUCCAGCUCCACCCCCACCCCCCCCCCCACCCCCUGGCUCUGGCAGCCCUGUGACCCCCCAGGCUCUGCCCCGCCGGCUGGUCAGCAGCAGCCUCCGGGCCCCCACUGUGCCACCCCCGUUACCCCCUGUGCCCCCUCAGCCUGCCCGGCGCCCGAGUCGACGUUCGCCGGCCUCCCCAGGACCAGCCUCCCCCAGCCCAGGUUCCUCAAGUGUUCUCCCUCAGGGUGACUUGGAGGGAGGGACCCCUGUGGGAGGAGGGAAGGUCACCACUUCCCCACCAGUGCCCCCUCAGCCACGUCCCAGAAGCAUCACCUCAGAGACUGACUGA
Messenger RNA from Elephantulus edwardii (Cape elephant shrew), 2089 nucleotides. It is a transcript of the gene SH3BP1, whose product is annotated as SH3-domain binding protein 1. The record is from RefSeq and is a predicted model, not a curated record. Gene Ontology annotation, biological process: regulation of Rac protein signal transduction; regulation of actin cytoskeleton organization; signal transduction. Lineage: Eukaryota; Metazoa; Chordata; Mammalia; Macroscelidea; Macroscelididae. The transcript is spliced from 18 exons. Gene Ontology annotation, cellular component: cytoplasm; intracellular anatomical structure; cytosol. Gene Ontology annotation, molecular function: GTPase activator activity; protein binding. Bases 14 to 2089 code for a protein of 691 amino acids.